Bactrocera tryoni is the source of this 893-nucleotide messenger RNA. RefSeq lists its product as uncharacterized. The transcript has 3 exons. The record is from RefSeq and is a predicted model, not a curated record. Bases 379 to 768 code for a protein of 129 amino acids. Lineage: Eukaryota; Metazoa; Arthropoda; Insecta; Diptera; Tephritidae.
UUAUAAAAUGCUUUACCCAUAUAAAAUGUACAAAAUAUUAAGAACUAAUGAAUGAAUAAGUUUUUCUAAUAAUGUGGCUUUGGUUUUAUUUUCGCUAUGACAUCUUUAAUAAAAUGAUAAAUCUAUUUUUAAAUACGCAAUGCGUAUGCAAAAUUAAGAUGAACUGGCUAUAUGCCUUUUUUGAGCUAACAAGAAAAUAAACAGUAUGGCUCGAAAAUAAAGUUGCCAAUGAUAUUUUGUUGUCGGAAAAAUGCAAAUUAUUUGAAGACUGUCAGGAAGUGAGAAGUGUUUCCUAUUUAAUUAAGAUAAACUUGUGUAAUUUGAAUUUCCAUCAGUAAUACAUACUUAACGGUUGCAGAGUUAUGAAAUUACUCUAAAAUGGAGUGGUAUCCUGAAGAAGAUGAAGAAGAGUUGAUGUAUUCGCCAGCUUUAUUGGCUAGAAGAGCAUCUGAGAGCUGGAUCGUUGAGCCACCGAUCGAGAUUACUCCUAUAAAUGUGACUCUCCAACGAAAAAAAUCGCUACCAGAUUUUCAAGAUCUUCCACGUGCCACGGAAGCUAUGACUAGGGAGGAGGUGUCUGCAUUGGGUUCAGCAAGACGUGAAGCUGUACGCCGCCAAAUUGAAACUAACGAAAGACUAAAAGCGAAUCCCCUACUUUAUAUUUUUAGUCCACAAGUUAAGGAUUGGUUUACUCGACAACAAUUGGUGCUACUUGUGCUUUUUGUAAAUAUACUUUUAGGCUACCUUUUCGUGAAAAUGUUAACAUAGCGAAAUUUAUUUAAAGCCUAGUAUACUCAUAUGAAAAUUUACGGUUUUAGUUAAAUAUCUUAGUGAUUUUAAGUUAUAUUCGAAUGAAUGUCUGCACAAUUUUGAUAAAAAAAUAACGUUAUAAA